Molecule: messenger RNA, 773 nt
Organism: Colletotrichum phormii
Lineage: Eukaryota; Fungi; Ascomycota; Sordariomycetes; Glomerellales; Glomerellaceae
Exons: 1
Coding region: 153-602 (149 amino acids)
Source: RefSeq, a predicted model, not a curated record
ACCCAAAGGACACCAGAGAGUCCUCAGACGAGUUCACGAUUCGUCAGCAAGACCGGCUAUCGUCUCCCCAAGACCUCGGUGUACUCUGCUCCUUCACGGAUACAGGCUCUCCCUCUCGCAGGCCUCUCCGCGAGUCCGCUCACGCCGAACCCAUGCCCUCUCCCCUUGUUUGCCGCCGUCCGCCCCGAUCCGGCCUAGCGCGCUCUCGCGUCCCGGUCCCAGGAGCACUGCCCAGAGGUCCGAGGAAUGUGAAGACUGCAACCACUUUGCAGCUUGGGAACCUUCUGGGCCGCUGGGCAUUAUGGAGUAUUCCGUACCGUGCUAUUACAGAGUUCCGGAGUCGCAAAAAGGUCGGUCGGAGCCUCGGUGACGAACCAGUGACGGGCUCCGCAUCCCUCAAUCUGGCUCCAUCUUCGUUCCCGGACCUCGGGUUGCCUCUCCAGGAAUCCCCUAGGCCCAUUGGCUGGCUCUGUCCAGACCAACCCUUCCAGACCGCUGUCCCAGACCUUGGACAUGAGAUCAAUCGCAUCGCAGGUGGUGAGACGGUGGCAGGAAUAAGCGUGGCCACUGCCAGCACUUCUCGUCUAGAAGUACGGGCCUAGAACUUCCCCUCUCAUAUUGUAGAUUUUUAAUCCUUUGAAUAAAACUGUUUGAACGUCAUUGCCAUCAUUCGUAAGCUACCUUGAAUACCGAAAUUGUUUCAUGUCCAGCACCCAUCAGGGCCUCUUGGGGACACGUCCACGCUACUCGCUUUCAUACUCAUAAUUCAUCCA